AUGAGUGAUCAUCCAGGCUUUACCUUUAUGAAUGAUGCUUUGAUCGAUGAUGAAUUCAUAUGUUUAAUUUGCAAUGAACCAUUUAAUAAUGCAACGUGUACACCUUGUGAUCAUACAUUUUGUCGAUCUUGUAUUGAACAAUGGUUACAAAAAAGUACUGAUGAAAAUAAAUCAUGUCCAGUUUGCCGUCAUUCAUUAUCAAUUGACAAUGAUUUGAAACCAGCCAGCCGUAUUAUUUCAAAUAGAAUCGAUCGAUACUUAGUUAAAUGUUUGGCUUGUGAACUUGAGAAAAUACCACGUGGUUUAUUUUCAGAUCAUAUAUCAAAAAUAUGUACCAAGGCAACUGUGUCUUGUUUGGCAUCAAAUAUUUUAUGCCCUUGGAUAGGACCAAGAUAUCAACUAGAAGAUCACUUAAAAUUGUGUCCUUAUCAACAAAUCCGUCCUAUCCUAGAACUUAUUCAAACUAAGAAUAGUCAACUUGAAGAAUUAAUCACUAAUCAACAGCAAGAGAUCAUAAAUAUCAACGAACGACAUCAAGCACAACAGCAGCAGAUUGAUGAGUUAACUAAAAUGAUUCAUGUUUUAAAAGAUCUAAUGCGAUUAUUAAUUGCAGCUCAUAACAACGUUUCAAUAAAGAGAAUUAUUAACUUCGACGAUUUGGUUGAACAAGAUGACGAACUCAACUCAUAUUAUCUGAUUCCUUCUAACUAUGCUGGUUUUAAAUGGCACAAUGGUGCCUUUAUGUCUCAACAACAUGGAAAAACAUCAUAUCCAAAUACUGGCUUUGCCACGGCUUUUAAACAAAAUAAAAAAUGUGUCAUCUUUAAUUCUGGUUGUCAACCAAUCAAAAUGCGUGAUUCUCGAAGUACAUUUGGUAUUUUAUCCUUUGAAGCAACAUGUGCUUUUCAAGAUGAAGUUAUAUUAACAGUUGUCGGUCGACGUGCUGGAAAGACAAUUCAAACAAUGAGCUUCACACUUCGUUAUCAUGAAUUAAAGAUGUUUUUUUUGAACUGGGAAAAUAUUGAUGAACUUGAAUUUUCACCCAAAGGUGGAAAACAACUUGCAACAUCUACAGACACUGAUAGGCACGUUAUUUUGACAUGCCUCAAUUUUAGCUGA
Molecule: messenger RNA, 1119 nt
Organism: Rotaria sp. Silwood2
Lineage: Eukaryota; Metazoa; Rotifera; Eurotatoria; Philodinida; Philodinidae
Source: the annotation of a GenBank genome assembly